AUGUCCAAGAAAAGAUUUGCAACUCAUGCUGGAAGCUGGUAUUCAGAGAAUGCUGAUGAUUUGAAUAACCAACUUUCUCAGUGGUUAUCAAAGGCUAAAGCUGUCCAUUCUCCAGCCAGGGCUAUUAUUGCACCGCAUGCUGGUUAUAUUUAUUGUGGAGCCUGUUCAGCCCAUGCCUAUCGCCAAGUUGACCCACAAAGAAUAAAAAGGGUGUUUAUCUUAGGGCCUGCUCACCAUGCCCGUCUCUAUGGCUGUGCUCUUACGGGGCUGGAGAAAUAUCAGACUCCUCUAUAUGACCUCACUGUAGAUAGUAAAAUAUAUCAAGAACUUUUAGCUACUGGACAUUUAGAAGUAAUGAGUCGUGAAACCGAUGAAGAGGAACAUAGCAUAGAAAUGCAUCUACCUUUUAUAGCUAAAGUGAUGGAAAGUAAAAAAGGCCAGUUUACUAUUGUACCAGUUCUUGUGGGAUCGUUACAAGGAGAAAAGGAAAAAGUUUAUGGAAAGAUAUUUGGCAAUUAUCUUUUAAACCCUGAAAAUCUAUUUGUUAUCUCAUCCGAUUUCUGCCAUUGGGGUCGCCGGUUCAACUACACAUUUUAUGAUGAAUCUUAUGGAGAGAUCUGGCAGUCUAUAGAAUACCUGGAUAAAAUGGGCAUGAAUAUUAUAGAAAAUAUGGAUGCCAAGGCCUUUUCAGACUACCUAUUGCAAUAUCAAAAUACCAUCUGUGGUAGACAUCCUAUUAUGGUUCUUCUUCAUGCAAUUGAGAGCAUACGAAGCUCCAGUGGUAAUAAUAUGAAAAUGAAAUUUAUAAAAUAUGCCCAGUCCAGUCAGGUGAAGAGCAUGAGAGAUUCAUCUGUUAGUUAUGCAUCAGGAGCCCUUGUCAUUCAGUGA
Messenger RNA from Acanthosepion pharaonis, 888 nucleotides. The record is from the annotation of a GenBank genome assembly. Lineage: Eukaryota; Metazoa; Mollusca; Cephalopoda; Sepiida; Sepiidae.